This is a messenger RNA of Nakaseomyces glabratus, 1356 nucleotides long. It is a transcript of the gene STE7, whose product is annotated as mitogen-activated protein kinase kinase STE7. Gene Ontology annotation, biological process: protein phosphorylation; MAPK cascade. Gene Ontology annotation, molecular function: ATP binding; MAP kinase kinase activity. The record is from RefSeq and is a predicted model, not a curated record. Lineage: Eukaryota; Fungi; Ascomycota; Saccharomycetes; Saccharomycetales; Saccharomycetaceae.
AUGUUCAAAGUCAAGACUCUAGAGCGGAGAAAUUUGAAACAGCUGUCGCUGGGCGGUGGCUGUUUGGGUGGGAGCGCACACGCGGGCAGCGAGGAGCUCCGACAUGAGUGCAACGGCAACAAGCUGAUAGUGGAGGACAUGGCGCUGGCCGUGGGGUCCGACGAGCACAUAGAGCCGCACAGCGGGAGCGGCAGUGCGAGCGCAAGCAGCAUGUCGGGACUGUCGAUACAUGACCACGCGGGCGACGCGGCCAAGCCGGCGACUCUGGCGGUCGACGGCCACUCAGGUUGCAAUUACGACCUGCGCGACCUGGUGCAACUCGGGAAGCUCGGGUCCGGUAACUCAGGAACAGUGAUGAAGGUGCUGCACGUACCGAGCUCGCGGGUUAUCGCCAAGAAGACCAUAGUUAUAGAACAGAACAACGCAAUUGUGAAACAGCAGAUAUACCGGGAACUGACGAUCAUGCGCAGCGUCGCCGAGCAUCGGAACAUCGUGGAAUUCUACGGCGCUCAUAACUUGAGCUCCGACAGCAUCAACGGCAGCAACGACGUGGUCAUCCUGAUGGAAUAUAUGAACUGCGGCUCUCUGGACACAAUUACAAGGACUUAUAAAUCGCUGCAGAGAAGAGGCAUACUUGCUGCCAAUAGGAGCUACCCAGUGCAGGAAUGGUUCUCCAAACCUGUCAUAAUCUCCAGAAUAGCAUACUCGGUCCUGAAUGGGUUGAGCUAUCUAUAUGAAAACUAUAAAAUAAUCCAUAGGGACAUCAAACCUUCAAAUGUAUUGAUAAACAGUAAAGGUCGGAUCAAACUUUGCGACUUUGGUGUAUCUCGUAAGCUGAACAACUCAAUCGCCGACACUUUUGUUGGGACAUCGACUUACAUGUCACCAGAACGUAUCCAGGGCAAUAAAUACACAACCAAGGGAGAUGUGUGGUCACUAGGGCUAAUGCUGAUUGAACUACUAACGGGAGAGUUCCCAUUGGGCGGACAUAACGAUACUCCAGACGGUAUUCUCGAUCUAUUACAAAGAAUUGUUAACGAACCAGCUCCUAAACUACCAUCUUCGGUUAUCAAAGUAUUACCACCAGAUAUGGUAAAUUUUAUCGAUUUAUGCUGUGUGAAAGUGGAAAAGGAUAGAGGCUCCUUACAAGAACUACUGAAACACCCUUUUAUCGUGAGGUUCCGCACUAAAGAAUCGACUGAUGCUUUCAAACUGUGGACCAAGGAUAUCAGGCGCUGGAUGCAAGAAGAAAGAAACUAUAAAAAGGAAACGAGUGAACAUUCAAUGUUGCUGAAAAAACAACAUAACACUAACGAUACCCGCCAUUCAAGACACAUGACGUCAAGUUUGAAAUGA